Molecule: messenger RNA, 4863 nt
Organism: Scatophagus argus
Lineage: Eukaryota; Metazoa; Chordata; Actinopteri; Scatophagidae
Gene: adcy2b
Product: adenylate cyclase 2b (brain)
Exons: 25
Coding region: 719-4117 (1132 amino acids)
Biological process (GO): intracellular signal transduction; cAMP biosynthetic process; adenylate cyclase-activating G protein-coupled receptor signaling pathway
Cellular component (GO): plasma membrane
Molecular function (GO): adenylate cyclase activity
Source: RefSeq, a predicted model, not a curated record
CACACACACACUCACACACACACACACACUCACUAACACACACACACAGUAUUGAGUCAUAUACCAGUUCUCUCCACAUUAGCUAAUCUCACACAUCACUAUUCUCACAUAUCCACUCGCUCUGCUAGGUACAGCACACACACACAUACACACACACUUUUACCCGCUAGCUCUCCCCACCACACACAUUGGUGCACACCCUCUCUCCUCUCACUCUCUCUUCUCCCUCCCAGUUCUACACAUUCUCUCUCUCCCUCAGUUCUCAUCUGCACCUCAGCAGACUAACAUGUUGCCUCAUCGCAAGCACAGCGCAGAGCAGUAAGCAGAGGCAGCCUGACCAAACAUAAAGAGCAAACAAGAAGGAGAAGCAAGAAGAAAGGAAGUGAAGUCUCAUCUCUCUUCUUCAGUCGCUGACAACCUUCUCUGGGAGGAAGAGGAAGAGGUGGAGGAAAGGGAGGAAGACUGGAUUUCACACUGUCCUGACUCAGUUUGUCGCCUCGAGCGGAGGGAGCGGCAGAGGAUGCCAGGGAAACCAGAGCAGCUGAAAAGUUGACUGUCUAUCACUCAGCUGUCCAUCUAUCCCACACUGCUGACCAAACUUUUUUAAAAAUCAACAAGAGGAGGAGGAGGAGGUGGACUUUUGAGGGCAACGAGGAAGGUGGGAGAAAGUGUUUGGGUCAGUCAGAAAGCAGGACUGUCCUUCCAGAGGCAGCUACCUAUGUGGCAGGAGGCUCUGUGGACCCGAGGACGCUACCUGCUGGAGAAGAGUGAUGGCGGCGAGGGUGCCGAGGGGCCUGAGAGCCUGGGAGACGGGUUCCCGGGGUUCCAGGGCGAGGUGUGCGUGGAGGGUGAGAAGCCCCAGGACUGGCUGUACGAGUCCUACUACCGAAUGAGCCAGCAGCAUCCGCUGAUCGUGUUCCUGCUGCUGAUCGUCAUGGGAACCUGCCUCGCAUUGCUGGCAGUGUUCUUUGCUUCAGGACUGAACACAGAGGACCACCUGGCGUUCCUGAUCACAGUUCCUGCUGCUCUCUUCCUCUUCCUGUCCAUCUUCAUCCUUGUCUGCAUUGAGUCGGUCUUCAAGCGAAUGCUCCGCCUCUUCUCUCUCCUUAUAUGGGCCUGUCUGGUCACCAUGGGUUACCUGUUCAUGUUCUCAGGAGGGAUACUCAGCCCCUGGGACCAGGUGUCCUUCUUCCUGUUCAUCGUAUUUGUUGUCUACACCAUGCUGCCCUUCUCCAUGAGAGGGGCCAUUAUCGCCAGUGCGAUCACCUGCUUCUCGCACACCGUCACCCUCAGCAUCUGUCUGGCCUCCAAAGUCACAGAACUGGAGCCUUUAGUCUGGCAGAUCUUAGCCAACGUGAUCAUCUUCACCUGUGGCAACCUGGUUGGGGCGUACCACAAACAUCUGAUGGACCUGGCACUCAAACAGACUUACCAAGACACCUGCAACUGCAUCAAGUCCCCCAUUAAAUUAGAGUUUGAGAAGCACCAACAGGAACGUUUAUUGUUAUCCUUAUUGCCGGCUCAUAUAGCCAGGGUGAUGAAAGCCGAGAUCAUCCAGAGACUCCAAGGACCCAACUUUGGUCGAACUGAGAGCACCAACAACUUCCACAACCUGUAUGUGCAGCGGCACACCAAUGUCAGCAUUCUGUAUGCAGACAUUGUAGGCUUCACCAGGCUGGCCAGUGACUGCUCUCCAGGUGAACUUGUGCAUAUGCUGAAUGAACUCUUUGGCAAGUUUGACCAGAUUGCAAAGGAAAAUGAGUGUAUGCGAAUCAAGAUUCUGGGAGACUGUUACUACUGUGUGUCUGGUCUGCCUGAGUCGCUGCCUCACCAUGCCAGGAACUGCGUGAAGAUGGGCUUGGAUAUGUGUGAGGCCAUCAAGAAGGUCCGAGAUGCCACUGGAGUCGAUAUCAACAUGCGUGUUGGUGUUCAUUCAGGGAAUGUCCUGUGUGGUGUGAUUGGCCUUCGCAAGUGGCAGUAUGAUGUGUGGUCACAUGACGUAACGCUAGCCAAUCAUAUGGAGGCAGGAGGUGUGCCAGGGAGGGUGCACAUCUCCUCAGUGACGUUGGAACAUUUGAAAGGUUCGUAUAAGGUGGAGCCUGGAGAUGGACAGAGCCGAGACUCCUACCUAAAAGAACAUGGGGUGGUCACCUUCCUGGUCAUCAACCCCAAGACUGAGAGGCACAGCCCUCUGUUGGGUGUGCGCUCUCGUCCUUCUCUGGAUGGUGGGAAGAUGAGGGCGUCUGUCAGAAUGACGCGGUACCUCGAGUCCUGGGGUGCGGCCAAGCCCUUUGCCAACCUCCACCACCGAGACAGCAUGACCACAGACAACGGCAAGAUCAACACAACUGACGUUCCCAUGGGGCAGUACCACUUUCAGAGAAGAGAAAGGUCUAAAUCUCAAAGGAGGAGGUUUGAGGAGGAACUCAAUGAGCGAAUGAUUCGCACCAUCGACGGCAUCAACUCGCAGAAACAGUGGCUGAAGUCUGAAGACAUCCAGAGGAUCUCACUGUUCUUUCACAACAAAGCUCUUGAGAAAGAGUACAGAUCCACAACAUUGCCGGCCUUCAAGUACUAUGUCACCUGUGCCUGCCUCAUAUUCUGCUGUAUAUUCAUCGUGCAGGUUCUUGUUUUGCCCAAAACUGCUGUGCUGGGGAUCUCCUUUGGCCUGGCAUUCCUGCUGCUGGCUUUGAUCCUGCUCCUUUGCUUCGCCGGUCACAUUCUGCAGGGAAGGAAGGGGUCCUUCUGCUCUCUCACCUGGUUCCCCACUUCCUCCCGCAUUAUCGUCACCAAUAAUCCCUGGCUGCGACUGGUCCUCACCAUGACAACCACUGCUCUCAUACUGGUGAUGGCCAUCUUCAAUAUGUUAUUCGUGGAGGAUCCCGGAGGAUCACCAGAAGACCCAAUGAUGACUGCUCCACCUGAAGUCCUGAUAACUACUCCGCCUGUGAAUCUAACUAAUGACAGCCUGUUGGACGACCGGAAAGGAAACACAGGAGAAAACAAGUUUUAUCUGCCAUACUUCAUUUACUGCUGUAUACUGGGACUGGUGUCUUGCUCAGUGUUCCUGAGGAUCAACUACGAGCUGAAGAUGGUGGUGAUGCUGGUUGCCGUGGUGAUCUACAAUGUCAUCAUCCUCCAAACACAUGCCUCCCUGCUGGAUGGAUUCAGCCAAGCGCCGUACCUGACCAAUACACUGGAAAGACCAGGAGUGCUCAAGGAUCUAAAGACCAUGGGCUCCGUGUCUCUUUUCAUCUUCUUCAUCACCCUUCUGGUAUUAGCCAGGCAGAAUGAAUAUUACUGUAGGUUGGACUUCCUGUGGAGGGACAAGUUCAAGAGGGAGUGCGAGGAGAUUGAAACCAUGGAGAACCUCAACAGAGUUCUGCUGGAGAACGUUUUACCUGCCCACGUAGCCGAACACUUCCUGGGGCGCAACUGGAAAAAUGAGGACCUUUAUCAUCAGUCAUAUGAGUCGGUGUGUGUGAUGUUCGCCUCCAUCCCAGACUUCAAAGAGUUUUAUACCGAGUCUGAUGUCAACAAGGAAGGACUGGAGUGUCUCCGUCUUCUCAACGAGAUCAUAGCAGACUUUGAUGAGCUGCUGUCCAAACCUAAGUUCAGCGGAGUGGAGAAGAUAAAGACCAUCGGUAGCACCUACAUGGCUGCAACAGGACUCAAUGUGACACCAGGACCAGAGUGCACACAGGAACAUGACAGACAGUACAUGCACAUUGGCACCAUGGUGGAGUUUGCCUUUGCUCUUGUAGGAAAGCUAGAUGUCAUCAACAAACACUCGUUCAACGACUUCAGACUCAGAAUUGAAAUGUGGUACUCCUCGCUAGGGAUAAACCACGGGCCAGUGAUUGCAGGUGUCAUCGGUGCCCAGAAACCUCAGUAUGACAUCUGGGGAAACAGUGUGAAUGUGGCCAGUAGGAUGGAGACCACUGGGGUGCUGGGAAAAAUACAGGUUACAGAGGAGACAAGUCAAAUCUUAUCGACACUAGGGUACAUGUGUACGUGUCGCGGCAUCAUCAACGUAAAGGGCAAAGGAGAGCUGAAGACCUACUUUGUUCACACAGAGAUGACCCGAUCUCUGUCACAAGGGACCGUGAUGCCUUGAGCACACUGCACUAACUGAAUGAAUAAGACUUGAGAACACAAUCGCACACACAAAGUGGUUGUAGAAGUGAUUCGUCAUGCCCCGAAACUAAAAUCCAUUACCAGAAGCCAGCAGCACAAUGGAUAGAAAACUGCUGAUUUUUUUUUCCCUUAGCAACACAAUGUAGAGCAGUCCUUCAACACUGCAUUUCAGGUGGUUCUCACAUCUCAAGAGUAACAAGGACUUUGCUCCGAGGAGUCUCUUCACUGUCUAAAGGAGUGCCUGACUAAAGAAAUGUUUGCUAAUUCGGUACAGCUCUCAAGGACCGCAGUCACCCGUCUGUUCAGUAGUGUUGGUGUGGAGCUAAUUACCCAUGCCGGUGUUGCAGUGCUUCAGAGCCUUACAUUUGAACAAGCUUGAGCUGCCUGUCGAGCUGUGCUUUUUUAUAACUGCCUGGGUGGGACUGUGAGCCGGUUUGCUCCAUUUUAUUCUAAAUGGAUGUUAUAAUAGUUUAUUGUCAUAUAGAGCAGUCGAUGCCAACAAAUCGCUAGUGUGAUGGGUAGUUUGCCAAAACCUGUGAAUUGUAUUUAUAGCUUUAGAGCUGUGUUUGUGUCCUACUGAAGAGUAGGUGGACUCAGGCACGCAGGAUUCAAGAGGAAAGUAGAGGUUUCUUUUUUAUAAUCUAUCUGGAACCAAACCAACAGUAAUGUGUGUGAAUGUUCACUGCCAUCCUUUUGUUAUUCAUUAAACAUUUGUAUAUAAAUUGA